AACCCCAGAAUAGACGCAUACACAUGCACAUUAGUUAUUAGGCUCAAAGACACACAUGAGCAUCAUUAAAUUAAGACAUUUGAAGAUUGUUUUCUUAACAUUUUAAAAAUGUUUCUUUCUAGCAGCACUGUGGAGAUUUAUUCUCUUGCCUUUAUGCUUAUUUGUUCUGGUAUAUGUUUUAUCCCUCCACUCCUGGCAGAUCGAGGUUACGUAUGGAACAGCGUGAUCAUGGCACACGAGGGUGCGUCCGCCACCCUGUCCUGUUUUGAAUCACCGCCCGCAUCUUCUGUACUGGUUACCUGGAAGGUGAUGCCUGUCGAAGGGGAUCGCUGGUCAUAUCUGUUAUCAGCCAAAUGCAACCAUGGCUGGACAGACGGACACAAGAGCAUUGUGUUUGAAGACAGAACUUUUGAGAUUUCUACAGAUGCCUCGCUCAUCUUCAAGGCCUCAGCACCCGGGCUAUACAACUGUGUGAUAGAACACGGUGACAAAAGGCAACAGGAAAAGACUGUUCUACUCGCUUUGGUUAAAUUGACAGUCACUCCUGCGCCUCCUGUUAUGGUGCACAGAACUUUGAGAUUGACAGCUCAGGUCUCUCCCCCCUCUGUGGACGCUUGGGGGACGUGGGUGUCUCCCUGGGGCGAACGGCUAUACACUGAGAUCACCCGCGCCACAGGCGUACUGCUCAGCAAGCUGCCUCGUGUCACAAGUAGAGACAACGGAGUCUAUACCUGCAGAAUUGGUGUCCAUGGUAACAGUGGCACGUCUGUCUCAGAGCACAGGAUGAAUGUGACAGUGAAUGGAAAGGUGUUUUCUUUUACAGAUUUGACACAUGAAAAACCAAGGUCUAUGGCAAGCAUCUCUCAUUCAUUGGUCACUUUAUCCUGCCCUCCUGUCCUUGGUGACUAUGUGCUGCUCUACUGGGAGUAUCCUGAUUCAACAAAAAUGGAGCUUAUAUUUCAGUUUAACCGCUGGAGGCGGAGCUUGACAAACCGGUCCAUGCCCCACCUUCAUUUGAUAGAGCCCACAACCCUGGCAGCUGCUGGGAACUUCUCCUUCCUGUUAAAGCCAGCCCUGAAGGAUGGAGGACGCUAUUUAUGUGAAGUCUUUCUGGAUGACAAGGCUUUCAGCCAAGACAACAGACUGAGUGUUUUACAUGGUUACACCAAAAGAUCCCCUUCCUCCCUGGAUCUGACGUGUAGUUACUCACAACGUUCCCAGGUGAGGUUGGUGAGGUGGUCACAUGUUCAGAACCCCAGUCGUCCUCUGCAAUCAGCCGGAGUAAUAGGCCGGAUUAAGACCUCUGUGGCUCUCCCCGUGACCCCUGAGACAGCUGGAGAGUAUGCUUGCACUCUGUAUCUGAAGAAUGGAAACUCAGUGCAGUACAUCUACAGCGUGCAGAUGUCAAAUAUAGGUACGACAGUUGUUCCAGGCUCAGCAGUGCCACCUGCAGCAGACAAUGUUUCAACAUCAUCCCGUGUUUCCACCCUCUCAUUGCUCCUAUUUGUAAUACCCAUGAUUGCCAUCGCUGUUGGGGUGUUACUAUGGAGACAGGGCUAUUGCAUCACACGUCGAAGUGUUGAGCAAUCCCUGUCUCGUCACUCUGGAGAGGUGGAGAACAUCUAUGAAAAUCCUGAUGAUCUGAGACAGCAGACAUCUCCCCAAGGCGCAGUCUACAUGGAUCUAAAGCCAACGGGUGAAAUGGACGUAUAUAAAGAAUUAGAUAGAUACGACCAGUGCUGUUCAUGAGUUUUCAAUGGAUAAAAUCACUGCAUAUAAAAUAAAACAACUAUAUGUAUAAAAAUUGA
Molecule: messenger RNA, 1808 nt
Organism: Triplophysa rosa
Lineage: Eukaryota; Metazoa; Chordata; Actinopteri; Cypriniformes; Nemacheilidae
Gene: g6fl
Product: g6f-like
Exons: 12
Coding region: 109-1749 (546 amino acids)
Biological process (GO): interleukin-15-mediated signaling pathway; T cell activation; positive regulation of ERK1 and ERK2 cascade
Cellular component (GO): membrane raft; external side of plasma membrane
Molecular function (GO): protein tyrosine kinase binding; MHC class II protein binding
Source: RefSeq, a predicted model, not a curated record